Messenger RNA from Branchiostoma belcheri (Belcher's lancelet), 378 nucleotides. Its product is annotated as fatty acid-binding protein, liver-like. The record is from RefSeq and is a predicted model, not a curated record. Bases 1 to 378 code for a protein of 125 amino acids. Lineage: Eukaryota; Metazoa; Chordata; Leptocardii; Amphioxiformes; Branchiostomatidae. The transcript has 4 exons. Gene Ontology annotation, biological process: fatty acid transport. Gene Ontology annotation, molecular function: fatty acid binding. Gene Ontology annotation, cellular component: nucleus; cytosol.
AUGCCUUAUGACUUAGCCAAGGAGACAGGGAACUGGAAGGGGUGCGGAAAUUCCGACAACUAUGGCGAGAUUCUGCAGAAACUUGGCGUGCCACCGGACAUGGUACCGAAGAUACUGGAGAUAGAAUACUCGGUGGAAAUGACGGUUUCAGGGGACCAGUUCACCUACAAGAUCACAGAGUUCGGCCAGACGUCAGUCAACACCUUCACUCUGGGCGUGGAGAGCGAAGAGCAGGACGCCUGGGGCACGAAAAGGAUGGUGACAUACAGUAUGGAAGGUGAUUCGCUGGUGAACACCUAUCCCAGCGUGGAUGGGAAAGGACUGCACUUCCGCAGCUGUCGCCGUUUUCUGGACGACAACACCAUACAUACGAUAUAG